AACAGCAAAGAGAGAGAGAGAGAGAGAGAGAGAGAGAGAGUUGGAGGACGGAGUUGGUCCAGGUCCUCGCACCCCACGCGCUUUGAGCAGAUGGCAUCAGUGCUAUCGUGUUCAGCCACGCUCCCAAUCACAGCUCAACACUGAGGCUGCUCCAGCUGUAUUUGCCAGAAGACUGAGAUGCAAAGCCUUGUGGGAACAGCGGCUUCAGGAACCUGACCAAAGUAUACAUGACUCACAAUCCGUUUUAAAGCUCAUUACCUGAGAGUCAAGAAUGGUCAAGAAGUUCAACACAGCUUUCAGAGAUGUUUCCCAACAGACCUGCUGAAGGUCAUUUCUAUAGUCUGAGUGUUUGAGGUGGUGUUCAUGAAACUGCAGUGAAGCCUGGAGUACUGUUACAUCGAUAGCCACCUCUUAUGCAUGUUUCAUCAGCUGGGAGGAGAACAGAGCCUUCCUUUGUUAUCCAAUACAUCCAAUCCACUGUCUAAGUACUGACCGUAGGCCUCCUCUACCCUGCCUAACUUUUUCGCAUUUUUUUUCCCACCUCCACCAAGUUAUUUCCCUGUACUAUCAUCCAAACACUGACAGGUGUUCUUUAUCAGACUCCUACAAGACGGAAGAGCUUCAGAUUCUACGCCGAUUAUCAAGAAAGGCUUGAUAACUUUUACAGGACUGGAUGUUCACCUUUUUUCAUUUUGGGUUUAUUUUUACAUCGCCAUUGAAAAAAAGACUUUCGCAGCCUCGUAGACGCCACUGAUCAUCCUAACACCUCCACUUCCUCUUGACCAUCUGACCCGGACAGCUUGACAGUUUGCCUCUCACAUAUCGCCUCUUUUUCGUUCUGAGCCGAGGCUCAUUUUAACUUCUUAACGGUGAUCACAGCGGCAGGGGCAGUGAGCUCGGAGCAUGACCGACACCCUUCGGCCACCGUCUUUCCAGGUGCACGUCCCCCGGGACGAGCCCAGUUACGGAGAGGAGGAGGAAGGCGGGAGCGGAGGAGGACAUGACAGUCUCGUCUGGUCCAGCUCUUCCACCCCUACCCUGCGGCGCCGGCGUUUUAAAAUGAAACGAAUGAAAAAGCUGCCCAGCGAGCGUGAGAGGCUUGAGAACGGGCUAUUGAGGCACCCUAGCUCACGCUCUGCUUCCAAAGAAUACCUUCAGCUUCCCUCCAUCGAGAUCACGCCGUCCAGCGACGAGGACGCGGUCUGGUCAAAUAGCUCCACCCCGAGCGCCUCACCUCGCCGCAAACGCUUCCUACUACGGAAGUGGCUAAAGGUGCGAGAGAAGAAGGAGCAAGUCAGUGAGAGCAGCAGUCAACAGAGUAGCCAGCAGAGCAGCCAACAGAGCAGUCAUGAAGACGACACCAGCCGCUUCCUGACUCCGUUCAUCCGUGAGGAGAGCACUGCCAGUAACUCUAACCGGAGUUCCCCUGCUUGCUCUCCGGUUCUGCGGAAGCGCUGUCGAUCUCCCACUCUGCAGAACAUAGAGACAGACAACAACAACAUGGUGGAGAAAAGCUCAGAGCACUCCGACAACUCCAAGUCACCCUCCACCCCUGAGCAGCUGGUCACACGCACCUUCUCCGGGCAGUCAACACGGAGCGGGGGCAAGAACUCGAAGUCUCACAAGCGACUUUCCAAAAAAAGCCAGAGCUGGUACAAUGUCCUCAGUCCUACAUAUAAACAACGCAAUGAAGAUUUCAGGAAACUCUUUAAACAGUUGCCAGACACAGAGCGUCUAAUCGUGGACUACUCAUGUGCUCUGCAGCGGGACAUCCUUCUGCAGGGCCGUCUCUACCUCUCCGAAAACUGGAUCUGUUUUUACAGCAACAUCUUUCGCUGGGAGACGCUGCUUACGGUGCGUCUGAAAGACAUCUGCUCUAUGACGAAAGAGAAAACAGCACGUCUCAUUCCUAAUGCCAUCCAGGUGUCCACAGACACUGAGAAGCACUUUUUCACAUCUUUCGGUGCAAGGGACAGAACGUACAUGAUGAUGUUCAGACUUUGGCAGAAUGCACUGCUGGAUAAGCCCCUUUGCCCUAAAGAACUCUGGCACUUUGUACAUCAAUGCUAUGGCAAUGAGCUGGGACUCACCAGUGAUGAUGAAGACUACGUUCCUCCUGAUGAUGAUUUUAACACCAUGGGGUACUGUGAGGAAAUCCCAGCAGAGGAGAAUGAGAUCAGUAAUGAUAUCUCCAAGAGCAGCAGUGACAACAAGCUAGACAACGGUUCUCCUUUAUCACACAAAAGAUCCAACACCUCCACCACACCUCCUAGCAGCACUGACACCCCACUGUCUUUUGACAUUGCAGCUGAGGAAUACACCGACUGUCUGCCUGUUGCUGAUCUGCUGACGCUCCCUCUGCUGGCUGAGGAGGGGAACUGCGAGCCGGUCGGCCCUCUGGGCCCGUUGCCUUCGCCUUCCCUCGACUUCAAUGAUAAUGAGGAUAUACCCACCGACCUCAGCGACUCCUCAGAGACGAAUGAUGAAGAUGAGGUUCAAGCGUUUCAUGAAGAUCUGAACGGUCGACAGUACAUCAAUGAGGUGUAUAAUUUCAAUGUGGAUAAGCUGUAUGGUAUCCUCUUUACUGAGUCACAGUUUAUGAUGGACUUUAUGGAGCAGAGAAAAUUCACAGAUAUUGUUUGUAACCCGUGGAAGAAGGAGGAUGCUGGAAACCAGACGAGAGAGAUAAUGUACACCAUCUCCCUGUCCAACCCACUGGCUCCUAAAACAGCUACAGUCACUGAGACUCAGACCCGGUAUAAGGCCAGUCAAGAGAGCGAGUGUUACAUCAUUGACGCAGAGGUCAUUACUCAUGAUGUCCCGUACCACGACUACUUCUACACCCUGAACCGCUACAUGCUAACACGGGUGGCUAAGAACAAGUGUAGGCUGAGGGUUUCUACAGAGCUUAGAUACAGAAAACAGCCUUGGGGUUUGGUGAAGGGUUUCAUUGAGAAGAACUUUUGGAGUGGGCUAGAUCAGAAUUUUAAAAGCCUUGAGCUGGAGUUGGCAAAGAUGGAGGAUGCCCAGAUAGAAUCCCACAGGCCAUCUCCUAAAAUUAAAUCCACCCUGAGGAGAAGAAAAAGACCCCUCGCUCAUCACCGCACGGCUCAUUUGGAUGAGACCCUCAGCCCUGUCACCACGCCAACAGAUGAGGAGGUCAUCCAACGCAUCAAACACGUGGCAGGUUCCACCCAAACAAAACACAUUCCUGAGCACACGUUAGGGGGCAGAGUUUUCUGCAAUCUCUCCAAACCAUUACUCAUCAUCUGCUUUGUUCUGUUGCUGCUGGUGUUUCUGAAUAUAAUGCUGUUUUAUAAACUCUGGAUGCUGGAGUAUUCUGCUCAGAGUCUCACCAGCUGGCAGGGCUUACGCUUACAUGAGAGCAGUAAACUACCACAGACUCAGAUGGAGUGGGCUCAGCUCCUCGAGUCCCAGCAGCGAUAUCAUGACGCAGAGCUGCAGAAAUGGAGAGAGAUCAUCAAAUCAUCAGUACUGUUAUUGGAUCAGAUGAAGGAUUCCUUACUGAGCCUACAGAAAGGGGUGGGUUUGCAGGAUUACAACCCAGAUACAGAAGAGAAGAGGAGUCGAUAUUACUGACAACUACUCUCCGGGCCACCAGGGCGCGCUGUGCAAUGUAGAGCCACGUAUGCGAGUUUGUGUCUACAAAUGUGUGUACAAGACCACGACAAGCAAAAAUCAAAGGCCCUUAUGUACAUGUAAGACUAUGCAUACUAAACACUGGACAGAGACCAGAAGUCGUCACGGACCAAUUACUGCCAUCACUCCAAGUGGACAGACCUGGGGCCCUAUCUGUCUCAUGGAAUUGUGGGAAUGUGGGUCCACCACUGUUCCGGUUUUCUUUGAGGAUGCGUUACUUGUAUCCUCUGGUCUGAGGAACAAGGGUUUGAAUUGAAUUUAUGAAGUAAAUGAAGAGCAUGCUUUUUAAAUGUCAAAUCCUUCUGCACACCUUUAUUUUGAUGUGGUUUUAAUUUUGUUGUUUUUUACAAAAAAAUUGUAUUUUAGCCUGUAGGGCUUGAAUCUCCUGUAUUGGUAAAGCUGCAAUGUCCCUUUUUCGAAAGCAAUGGUGCAGGUAAUGAGAUUAUAAAGGGAUUGUAAUAUCAUCUCACUGAUGCUAUAUUAUCAGGGCUGGUUCCUUGAUAAAGCUGAGCUAGAAAGUUUCAUGUUUCAAUUCAGUACGGCAAGUUUUAUUAAAUAGUGUAUAUGCAGGCCCACACUGAAAUAUUAUCAAAUAUUUUGCCUUGUCCAUUUAGCUACACACUAAAAGUAUAGUGCUCAGAAUUUGUUUGAUACAAAACCUUUUACUGCAAAUCCAUCCUGCAAAAACAAGUGCACAAAUUGUUUGCGCUGUGCUGGAUUUGCACUACGACAGGCCAGUGAAUAAUUGCAAAAAGGGACACGGCAGCCAGGAGUCGGAUGCAUUUUUUGUUUGCGUUUCAUGACUAAACUGUGAGAUCUGAUUUAUAUGUAAAUGUAGAAGAAUUCUAUGAAUAUGUUUUGAAAUAUAUACUUGAUUCAAAAUUUAAUAUAUAUUUCAAUAUAUAGAGAGAUCGUUGCAGAUAUUUAUUGUUAAUUUAUGUACAUAGGACACUUAUCAAAGCUCUAGACAGGCUAAAGAGUUUAUAAUUGUUAAACUGCGUUUUCUCCAUCAACACGCACAAGCGCGUUUGAGACGUGUCUGUGUGCGUGCGUGUGUGUGUAUUGUAAGCAUAUACACAAGUGAUGUCUAUUUUGGUGAAUGUAAAAGUGUGUCUGUGUGAAGUUUUAAAUCAUUCCACUUAUGUCUUGUGUCUUCCUACUGGCACAUGAAGCCAAACUGCCUUUUUCUUGCCCGGUAGCUCAGUCCAAUGGGCGUCUGUUUACACAUCUGCCUGGCUUCAGAAAGCUGAGCGGUCCCACAUUGGCAAAUUUUUUAACCAUUUUUAGCUCAGCAGUCCGAACGGACGUGCAAACACCUUUUCGGUUUUUAUUUAUUUUUUUUUUUUUAGGUGAGCGAUUGUAAAAGGUUAUUCACAUUGCCCCGAUCUAAAAGCUCAUAUUUAUUGUAUCAUCAGUCUAAUUAAAGAAAAGUUAGGGAUGGAAAGUGGAGAUGAUAUACUGUUUUUUUUAUAGAGCUAAAGUGCUCUAGCCUAAACCAAAUAUAGUAUUUAUAGAAGGUAGAAUUUAUUUAUAUUCUGUAUGAAAUGCAGCGGUUCCCUUUUUAUGCAGACCGGGGUCAAUGUAAGAUGUGAAGAGAGGAUCUGGAGGCACUUUAUGUCCAAACAUUUUAGGACAGUAAGCAUAGGGCAUAUGAUAUUACACUCCAGCUACAAACCAGAUGCUGUCGUAUUGAUGAAUGAAUGUAAGAAAGGUAUUUUUGUCCAUAAAGCAUCUACAGUCAUGUCAUUUGAAUCAUGAAUUGCUUCAGAAUCGGAUGGAUGAUUUUUCUAAUCUGUAGUGUUUUUAUGUUCAGUGUUUCAAGCAGGUAUUUUAUUCCAGAACUGAAGUUUCUCGCAGUUGAACUACUGAGAUAUUUGAAGUUUUUUAUUUUUUAUUUUCACUUGAUGGUUGCAUUACUGUAUUAAAAAAAAUCUCCUCACACUGUAAAACGUGAAAAGUUGGUUCAACUUAAAAAGUUGCUUUAAUUGGUUACACCUAAAAAUGUAAGUUUAUUCAACUUUACUUUAGGUCAAAAAUUUAAUUUGAAUAAACGUUACUAAUUAAAGUAAGGUUUUAAGUUGUACCAACGUUUUACUUUUAACAGUGCAUUUGCAAAUCUUAACAUUAGUUAAAAACUUUUUUAUUGCAUUAGAGUACAGUUGUGGGGUGUGUAUUCUGCAACAUGGUUUUGAUUUUUAGUUCACAAUGUGUGUUUAGAUGAGUGUAUAAAUGGUUGGUGUUUUGGAAAUGAUGAACGCUACUGUGAUUUAAAACGCAAAUGAAAUCACUGUCACAAUCAUAUUCACUGUACUGUAUGUGCAUGAGUGUGUUUCGAUGCCUCAUGUGAAAAUAUUUGAAUGCAUUGAAUGAUUUUUUUUUUUUACUAGAAAACAAAACAAAAAGUCAUUUACCGAUUACAUAUUAUGUUGAAUCCACAACAUGAGCACAUGACUGAAUUUUCUUUCAGCCUGAUCAUCAUUAUUUGCGUAUAUGCAGCAUUUUCUCUUGAUGUAUUUGACCAAAGACUUGAGCAAGUUUUUGCAACUGAAAAAUGUGCUGUCGAUUAGAAAUGAGUCUUGGCAACUGCUGGUGAUUUAGCAACUGUUUCAAAGCAUGGUUAUGUUUUGGACAAACUCACAAAUCAACAUGACAUUUUAUUUUCUUGAAAACAUUUGGAUUAACUGUCCAUAACAUCCCGUAACUGGUGUAGCAAUGACUUCAUAUUCCUGUAUUUUUAAUUUUAAGAUCUGUUUUUAUGUCUAAACAACACUGAUUUGUACGUGAUCCAUAUGCACUGUCCGUUCACUGACAUAGGAAACUGAACUGUGCUGUGCGCAGUUUUCACUCUACCAACAACUUUGUCUAAUAGAGACUCUUGAUUCAGUGGCAUUCUGAUCUAUGUUAAGUAGACAGAUUACAAAAAAUAAUAAUAAAAAAUACCAGAAAAAUA
Messenger RNA from Paramisgurnus dabryanus, 6610 nucleotides. The record is from RefSeq and is a predicted model, not a curated record. Lineage: Eukaryota; Metazoa; Chordata; Actinopteri; Cypriniformes; Cobitidae.